AUGGGCGCGUUCGUCGCGUCCGCGGCUGACGGUCGCGUUCGUCGCGGCGGGCGGAUGUGCUCAGGAGCAGCGCAUGGCAGCAGCGGCAUCGCUAGCACGCGCAUCCCUGCCAGCCUCUUUGCCACUGCUCAACGAUCUGCUCUCCCACCAGAAGGCUCUGCUGCUCAAGCAGACGCAGCAGCGGCAGCAGCAGGGGGCGGAGUAGGGGCGGCGGAGGGCGAGGUGGAGAGGGUGAUGGAGCAGGUGCAGUGGACAGUGCGCAUGGUGGGAUACGUGCUGGCAGAUGAAGGCACUGGGGAGACGCCUGAGCUGCCAGUGUUCCUCGUGUAUGAGCUCAACUCCCACCACGCCCAGUCGUUGACAGCGCUAACCACCUCUCUGCCCAUGAGCAUACUGGAAGUGGCAUCGCUUGUGCUCAACCCAUCUGCUGUCGCCACCGUGCUCAGCCCCCGACUCAUGGAGUCGCUCCUCUGGUUCUUCGCCCGCUGGUCGCUCACCUACCUCCUACCCCAGCCCCCCGACACCAACUCCUCUCCCUUUGACUCCGAAACCGACCUCCCGCCACUCUCCCCAGCCCCACCCUCGGCCUCUGCCUACUCCUCCCUCGCAUCAGCAGCAGCAGGGGGCGCGCUAGAGCAGGCGUUUGGAGCAGGGGAGGGGCAGGGGGGGCUGGCGAUGCUGGAGGGGGUGCUGAGGGCGGGAGUGGCGGCGCUGAAUGUGUGGCCGGGGGAGCCGGACGUGCAGCGCAGUGUGUGCCGCACGCUGCUGCUGGCUGUGACCCGCCAUCCCUACAUGGCUGCCUUCCUCAGACACCUGCCCCCAUGGGCGAUUCUAGAGGAGGCGUUCAAGGCACGGGAUUCCGCUGUCGCAUCCCUCCCCGGCCCUCUGCAGGUGCCCUCACCUUUCAACGUCGCUCCCUUUCCUUCUUCCCUCCAUCUCAACCUCACUGCGGCUUGCAAUGGUUUCUCGUUACCUCGUCCUCUCACGUCCAUCCAAUGCUCGCCGCUUCACUGCACGCUCUUACCUGAUGUGCCUGCAUCGCCAAUGCCUUGCUUUCUCCCCGCCCCCAUCUCUCCUCGCCUUGCGUCGCUCUCUCCAUUCCCCGCUCCUUUCCUCCCUCAGACACAUUACCCCUCCCCCCAUCUGAUCGUCUCCUAUAUCUUCCUCUGCUCAUCCGCCGCUCCAUCCAUGCAUGCAUGCCUGGUCCCCGUGUGUCCGCAGCGUGCCUUGGCGCAUGCGCUGUGCCGUGCAGCCAGCAGCAGCAAGGAGGGUCACUCCUGCCAUCAGUGCGUCUUUCUCUCUCAACUCAACCACACCUCAUGCUUGGCUCACAUCCUUGGCCCACAUCCUCACCCCACUUUCUCACUGCACCCUACGGUGGUGCAGCAGCUGCUGCAGCCACUAUUGGCAUCACUGCAUGCCAUCACGGCCGCGCCUGACUUUGCAGCCACGGCACACCGCCCCCAAGUCAUGUUCCAGGUGAUAGGGGUGUUGGAGUGCAUGAGGGGUUGCGCUAGUGCCACCCUGCCACACUCGCAACGAGUGCUGUUCCAGUUCGGCCUGUCAGCAGGCACCCCCAUCCUCACCGCCCUCUCCGCCUACCGACACGAGCCGCAGGUGGUGUUUGUGGUGCUCAAGUUCAUGGCGGUGUGGGUGGACUCGCAGAUCCUCUUCCUCACGCCUGACGACACGGCCCAGCUCUUCCACCUCUGCCUGCAGCUGCUCGAGGCAUACGCCGCUCACAACAUGGGCAAGGUGUCAUUGCAGCGGUCGCGGCAGUUGAGCGAGGGUGUGCGCGAGAGCAAGUACAAGGACCUCAAGGCGCUGCUGCAGCUGCUCUCCUCCCUCACCUCUAAAGACCUGCUUGACUUUGGAGCAUCACUGCCGGGCCAGUCAGCGGACGUGGCACAGAUGGUGUGUCUGGGUGUGAACAUCAUCAUUCCGCUCAUCUCCCUCGACCUACUCCAAUUCCCCAAGCUCUGCCUUCAGUACUUCACGCUGUUGGAGCACAUGUGCUGUGUGCACCCCGAGAAGGUGCUGGCCCUGCCGGACUCCGCCUUCCACCCCAUCAUGCACACUCUCGAGUUCGGCCUGCAGCACCAGGACGAGGAGAUUCUGGUGCUCUCCCUCUCCUCCGUCUCCGCCCUUGCAUCUCCCACCUCUUCUUCCUCCUCCUCCUCCUCCUCCUCCUCCUCCUCCUCCUCCUCCUCCUCCUCCUCCUCCUCCUCCUCCGCCUCCUCAUUGGCGCCAGAGCAUGUGCAGCGCCAUCAGGCCUUGGCUGCUCACCUCCUGCGCCUUGUGCUCCAACUUGUGCUGCUGCAGCCCCUCAGGAACGAGACAGUUGAAGCAGCAGCAGAUGCGCUCCUCCCUCUCAUCCUUUCCUGCCCUCAGCUCACCCAGACCAUUCUAUCGGAGGCAGUGUCAUCACAUGUGGACCCUGCAGGCCAACUCCACCUCUCCUCUGCAGUCUCGACAUUCCUAGCUGCGGCAUCGGCAGCAGCAGCAGCCAGUGCAUCAGCGACCUCUGCUGCCGCUGCUCGCCCCGUGCGCCGCCGGUUUAGAUCCGCCCUGGCUGCCUUCAUAGCUGAUGUGCAGGGCCUGAUCGUGCGCCGGUAA
Closterium sp. NIES-65 is the source of this 2616-nucleotide messenger RNA. The record is from the annotation of a GenBank genome assembly. Lineage: Eukaryota; Viridiplantae; Streptophyta; Zygnematophyceae; Desmidiales; Closteriaceae.